Molecule: messenger RNA, 3202 nt
Organism: Saimiri boliviensis boliviensis (Bolivian squirrel monkey)
Lineage: Eukaryota; Metazoa; Chordata; Mammalia; Primates; Cebidae
Gene: STX3
Product: syntaxin 3
Biological process (GO): intracellular protein transport; vesicle fusion; exocytic insertion of neurotransmitter receptor to postsynaptic membrane
Cellular component (GO): SNARE complex; endomembrane system; plasma membrane
Molecular function (GO): SNAP receptor activity; SNARE binding
Source: RefSeq, a predicted model, not a curated record
GUCCCCGCCUAGCAACGGGUCUGCUAAGAACUGGUUCGUAGCGCGGAGCCGGGCCAGACAGGCGCUCUUGCUCUUCCUCGGCCCUGAAGGGGGAUCUGCCGGCCCAGGGACCUCUCCUCGGACUCUCCACGCGUGUCUGGAGGGCUCUCGGGUUAGGGAAGUGGUGGCGGGGCGCGGGUCCUUUAAGAAGAAACGCGGGGCGCGGCCAGGUAGGGGCGGGUCCCGGGCGGAUCAGCGCUGCGCCGGCGCCGGCCCGGGAGCCGGAUUUGGAGCGCGCGGCGCCGGUGGGGGCGGAGGGGGCGGUGCGGUGGGGCCUCCCGUGGCCUCAGACGCUCCUACUGGCUCGCGGCCACCGCCCGCCGCCACUUGCGCCUCCAGCUCCUUCGCCCCGGCGGGCCCGGCCGCCGCUUCCGGCAGCUCACCUGGGCCGCGCUCACCUGGGCCGCACCACCUGCCUGCGGGCGCCUGGGCUCCAGGAUGAAGGACCGGCUGGAGCAGCUGAAGGCCAAGCAGCUGACACAGGAUGAUGAUACUGAUGAGGUUGAGAUUGCUAUCGACAACACAGCUUUUAUGGAUGAGUUCUUUUCUGAGAUUGAGGAAACUCGGCUUAACAUUGACAAGAUCUCAGAACAUGUGGAGGAGGCUAAGAAACUCUACAGUAUCAUUCUCUCUGCACCGAUUCCAGAGCCAAAAACCAAGGAUGACCUAGAGCAGCUCACGACUGAGAUUAAGAAGAGGGCCAACAACGUCCGCAACAAACUAAAGAGCAUGGAGAAGCAUAUCGAAGAAGAUGAGGUCAGGUCAUCAGCAGACCUUCGGAUUCGGAAAUCCCAGCACUCUGUCCUUUCUCGGAAGUUUGUGGAGGUGAUGACCAAAUACAAUGAAGCUCAGGUGGACUUCCGAGAACGCAGCAAAGGGCGAAUCCAGCGGCAGCUCGAAAUCACCGGCAAAAAGACAACAGAUGAGGAGCUGGAGGAGAUGCUGGAGAGUGGCAACCCAGCCAUCUUUACUUCUGGGAUCAUUGACUCACAGAUUUCCAAGCAAGCCCUCAGUGAGAUUGAGGGACGGCACAAGGACAUUGUGAGGCUGGAGAGCAGCAUCAAGGAGCUUCACGACAUGUUUAUGGACAUCGCCAUGCUGGUGGAGAAUCAGGGAUCCAUGAUUGACCGUAUUGAGAACAACAUGGACCAGUCAGUGGGCUUCGUGGAGCGGGCCGUGGCAGAUACCAAAAAGGCUGUCAAGUAUCAGAGUGAAGCCCGGAGGAAAUUGAUAAUUAUCAUUGUGGUAGUAGUUGUGUUGCUGGGCAUUUUAGCAUUGAUUAUUGGACUUUCCGUUGGGCUGAAAUAAGAGUGGCCUAAGAGGCUGCUGCACUGAAAUAAACUGAUUUCACUCCAGCCUGGUGUGGCCACCCUUGUCUUCAGAUGAGAAUGGAGUCUGAAUGGCCUUCCUGAGAGCGAGUGCAACCCGUUCCUUUGUUUCCUUGUGACCACCCUUGGACCUGACACUCGGCUAACAAUCCCGCCCUGGGGGAAUGUGAUCUACCUGAUGCGACCCUGAGUUCUCCUCAGAGCCUCCUCCUGCCCCACCGGCUCUCAAGUACCUUUUCUCCUGGACUGUGUGAACCCACCCUGCUUCCUUCCUCCCUGUCCUGUGUCAGAUUUUGCCUUGCACCUGAGAAAGCCCCUAGGAGAUCUGCCUAAGGUGCCGUAUUUUUCUACCUCAUGGAAUAUUCUCCCAGAAAUUGCAAUGUAUUUUUUUAGGGGAGUAUCUUCAACAAAGCAGAAGGAUUCUUCUAAGUAUGGCAACAAUAAGGCUUGCAUCUUAGUCUUCUACCUGGCAGGAUGCCAAUCCUGUUGGUUGUCCCUAUGUCCUGAAAACAUGAGGGACUGGCAGAUGUCAUUUUGGUCUGAAGAGUUGACUUGUUUGAAAUUCAGCCUUAAAUUAAGCCCUUAGUGGUUUUUCUAUAUGUUGUAGUCUCUCAUAUUCACUUGAGGGAUCAGGAUGAUGCAGUCAUCUGAGGUUAUGCUUUGCAAAAGGCUGAGGGUAUGGAAUAUUUGUUUCCAUGUCUGAGUCUUAGAAAUUGCUGUGAUGCUUUGUGAAGCUAUUGCCUCGGGGCCAAAAAUAAUCAGGGAUUUUAAACUGGGUAAGGGACAAGGUGCUAGAAUCUUAAGCUCUGGAAAUAUUUCAUGACACUGGUGUAUUCACUCAUGUGUUCCAGAUGUAUUCUAAUUGUGUAUGAGAUGUUUGUACACAUGCGUGUGUCUCUCAGGAAGUAGGAAAUAAAAAUGGAAGAUACUAUGACCUCAAAAAAAAAAAAAAGCCAACUUUGAGCUAGGAUAAAAAUUGGGUAAAGGACAUUUGCUUACCUGCAAAUGAAUCACUAUGGAAAUGUGGUCUUCUCGUAUCAUCAAGAAACUUGUUUUCUGGAUGAGUACUGGGAGAAUAAAAAUGAGAACUCUGGAGUGAGCUAAACUGAUGCCAAUUAAGUUUUUCUGCUUAGCAGACAGGAAGUAUAAUUUUUUGACAACCUUCCCCACAUGCUGCCUGUGCUAGGCUUGUCCUGAGAACGUCCCUCAGUAAUUUAAUAUUUAUGUGGCCUACAGGAUGUCCCAUCUGCAAGGCUGAGUCAGUUGGGGAACACCAGAGGCUACACAGGACCUCUUCUUGCUACUGGGUUAAUGAGCUUGGUGGGUUCUUUGUCUCACCCAUUUCUUAUCAUGUAAGCAGCAGCAGCAGCCGCCAGGAAAUCUUCAAGUGUAGCACAAGUCUGUGCUAACCCAGUGGUAAAAUCCAUUAGAUCCCCUGCUGGUCUCUGGCAGUCUCCUUGAUUUGGGGUACCAUGUAUAUUUUCAGCUUUGAUUUUAAUGCUUUCUAGGAUGGGGUGAGCACCCUUAAUCAAGGCACUAUCCGUUAGCUUCCUUUGUGAAGGCUACUUACUGCCAGUCACAAUCCAGCACUCAGACAGAGCCAAGGGGAUAUUCUGUUGCCCACGGCUAUGAUGUCAGACAGUGCAUGGGUUCUAGCAACAAGAAACAAGAUCUCCAAAGGCCUUUGCUCCCCUCUGACAUGGAGGCCUGGGGCUUACAGUUUGGAAUACAACAUGUGAAGGGUUUUUUUUGUUGUUGUUUAUACUUUUAAAAUGUAAAUUUGAUUAUUUUAUUGCUAAUUUAAAAAUAAAAAUGACUUUAUAUUGAUUGUGAAA